Messenger RNA from Capsicum annuum, 1307 nucleotides. Its product is annotated as transcription factor TCP19. The coding region runs from base 124 to 1182 and encodes 352 amino acids. The transcript has 2 exons. NCBI's taxonomy places the organism in Eukaryota, Viridiplantae, Streptophyta, Magnoliopsida, Solanales, Solanaceae. The record is from RefSeq and is a predicted model, not a curated record. Gene Ontology annotation, molecular function: sequence-specific DNA binding; DNA-binding transcription factor activity. Gene Ontology annotation, cellular component: nucleus.
AAUCUUUUAUAGGGUUGGGCAAGAGGGCCCCUUCCUCUUUCUCCUUGUAUGGAACCCAGACUACAAGUGGGGCUCCCUCUUCCUUAAGCUACUUUUGCUGUUAGGAUAUUCUUCUGCUGAAAAAUGGCGAGUGUUGUGAACAACCAAAACAUUGAACUAGAAGACGAUGAAGUGAACGAGUCGAAGACUUUAUCUGCUGAUCCAUUACUAGGCGAUUCUCAGGAAUACACCAUUGCAGCUGUAGGUGUAGAGCCAUCACAGCCGCCUUCGUCAACCGAUAUGGUACCGUUCUUAAAGGAAGAGCCGCAGGAGCUGAAUAUGCAAUUGCAAAAGGCAGAAAAACAGCCAGUGAAAAGAUCGUCAAAGGACAGGCACACGAAAGUAGAAGGACGUGGUAGGAGAAUUCGUAUGCCGGCUGCUUGUGCAGCUAGAAUCUUCCAAUUAACGCGGGAGCUAGGGCAUAAAUCGGAAGGCGAGACUAUAAGGUGGCUUCUAGAACGAGCUGAGCCAGCUAUUAUUGCAGCUACUGGAACAGGUACGGUUCCGGCGAUUGCUGUAUCUGUUAACGGAACGUUGAAGAUACCGACGACUUCUCCGUCGACGAAUAAUAAUGAGGGGGAAAGCUCGACGAAGAGGAGGAAAAGGCCUGUGAAUAGUGAGUUUGUUGAAGUGCAUGAGGCGUCGAAUUUUGCACCUGUGGCUCCAAUUGCCCCACAAGGUCUUCUUCCUGUUUGGCCAAUGGGUUCUGGAAAUGGGCAUGGGCUUGUAUCCACCACUGCUAUUACUGGUGGUACUGCUGCUUUCUAUGUGCUGCAACCAGGCACUAGUAGCCCUACAACUUACGCUGCUGGGCCUCAUUUGUGGGCCACUCCAAUAUUCAAUGUACCUACAAGGCCCAUUUCAAAUUUUGUAUCUGCAAUGCAACCGGGUAUUGGUUAUCCAGCUGGGGUCCCUGUCUCUGCUGUAGCUAGUGAGGUUCAACUGAGUACCUCGCCUGCGUCAAAAAGUGAUGGGCUAGGCACUGUUGGUUCAGCCAUAGCUCCGAGUUCGAGUUCUACUGGUGCAACAACACAGAUGCUUAGGGAUUUUUCAUUGGAGAUAUAUGACAAGAAGAAGGAGCUACAAUUUAUGGUUGGUUCUGGUUCAAGUGAAAAUGAUCAAGCUUCGUCAUCCAAAUCCUAAUGAUACAUUUUCAUUAGUGGACAGAAAAUUGGUUAAGGUUCUAGGUUCAUGAAUAAUCUAAUUGUAGUUUUUGAAAAGAAACUUUUUGAUGUUGUUAAUUUGGUGCUAGUGUUUUGGCUAAUUCA